Molecule: messenger RNA, 5147 nt
Organism: Monodelphis domestica (gray short-tailed opossum)
Lineage: Eukaryota; Metazoa; Chordata; Mammalia; Didelphimorphia; Didelphidae
Gene: PEX1
Product: peroxisomal biogenesis factor 1
Biological process (GO): protein import into peroxisome matrix
Cellular component (GO): cytosol; peroxisomal membrane; peroxisome
Molecular function (GO): ATP hydrolysis activity; ATP binding
Source: RefSeq, a predicted model, not a curated record
GCGUUCGGUUCCGUCUAUCACUCGCUAGCUAGCUCGCUCACGAUGUGGGGCAGCGGUCGCCUCGAGGGCGCCGGGGCUGGAGGGGUCACCGCCGUCACUGUCUCCUUCUCCCACGCUCGCGACUGCUUCCUCCACCUGCCUCGGGCGCUGGCGGCCCAGCUGCAUCUGCAGCAGAAUCAAGCUAUAGAAGUGUCCUGGGGUCACCAGCCUAUAUUCUUGAGCUGGGUGGAAGGCAAGCAUCAGACUAACCAAGGUGAAAAUGUGGCUGAAAUUAAUAGGCAGUUUGGCCAGAAACUUGGAAUUUCAGAUGGGGAACAGGUAUUUCUCAGACCCUGUUCCCAUGUGGUGUCUUGUCAUCAAGUUGAAGUGAAACCCCUCACAGCAGAUGAUUGGGAGAUACUGGAGCUCCAUGCUGCUUCUCUUGAACAGCAUCUUCUUGAUCAGAUUCGAAUAGUCUUUCCAGAUGCAAUUUUCCCUGUUUGGGUGGAUCAACAGACAUAUAUUUAUAUUCAAAUUGUUGUACUAAUGCCAGCUGCCAGUUACGGUAGGCUCGAAAAUGACACUGAACUCUUUGUUCAUUCCAAGCCACGCCAGACCAAAGAACAUGCCACUGAUUUACCCUUUCCUACAGCUGAUAAGACACAAGGAAUAGUGAAUAAAUAUACAAGAGACCAAGAAGACAUGACUGGGGGAUUUCAAACCAAACAGCCUGAUUCAAGCACUACAGGAGCCCCUGAACCAAAUAAACAAGAUUCUGAUCUUCUCUUUGGCAUGUUUACAAUGCCAAACAUAUGGAAUCUAAUGGGGAGCAUUUUUUCUUAUGGAGCUGAGAAAAAAAUUGAUAUACCUUGGGGCUCAAGUGAAAUUAAUGCAUUCAAAAAUAUGCAAUUAACAGUUGUUCCAAAAGACUGUGUUUUCAGAGUUUGUAAUUCUCAGCCUCCCAGCAUACAACGUGUAUCAGCAACAUCUCUGUUUCAGAAAGACCAUGCCAUUCAUAUUUUUCCCUGGAAUCAUCAAUAUUUUGAUUUGGAGCCUACUUUUACUGUGACCUAUGGCAAGUUAACUCAGCUGCUCUCCCCAAAGCAACAACCAAGUGAAACAAAGCAAAAUGCCCUGUCACCUGACAAGGAAAAACAGAUGGCUCGGCAACAAGACAAAAAAGAGAUUCGUUCAGGUAGUAGUCAAGGAGCUGGUAAGGCCUGUGUGGUGCAGAUAGUCUGGAAUGGACUUGAGGAACUGAAGAAUUCCAUACAGUAUAACAACACUGUAGAAGUUCUCCAUACUGGGAAAGUUUGGAUGCCAGAAGACAUGAGAAAAAGACUAAAUAUACAAAUGCAUUCAGCUAUCCGAAUAUCAGCAGUGGAAUCGAUCCCUAAAAUUCCAAAAUCUAUCAAAUUACAACCUAGAGAAAGUUUACACAAAGAUAUAAGUGAAGAAGAUAUAAAAUGUGCUUUCAGCUCAUGGCUACAGAAUUCUAGUACAGUAACUUGUCCCUGGAUACUAUCUGCUGAAGAAUACAUUAAUUUGACAUUUAAAGAUGGGCUGAAGAAGUUUUCUUUGAGUAUAGUUCAUACUUUGGAAAAAGAAAAAAAUAAUUCAGAAAAUGUUUUUAUGUUGAGUACCAGCUUGCUCCAGAAGAUUGAUAUACAAGUUCUUCUGUAUCCUGUGACACAAGGGGAAAACAGUGAGGAAACCACCUCCACUCCUCCAUUUUUAAAACUGAACUCCUUAGGGGGGGUGAGUAAACAAGGAAUAAUUUGUCUGGAGUAUGUCACCCAUAGUCUCUUGGGACGUCCUUUAUCUCGCCAACUGGCCUCCAUUGUUUCAGGACUUCGGAAUGGAGCUAUCCUGAUCUCAGGAGCAAAGGGGAGUGGAAAGUCCACUUUAGCCAAGGCUGUUUGCAAAGAAGCCUCAGACAAGCUGGAUGCUCAUGUGGAAGUGAUGGAUUGUAAAGCCUUGAGAGGGAAAAGACCUGAAAAUGUGCAGAGAGCCCUGGAGUUGGCUUUCUCAGAAGCUGUGUGGAAACAGCCAUCUGUCGUUCUCCUUGAUGACCUGGAUCAUAUAAUUGGCGUAUCUUCCAUGCCCGAGCUGGAACAUGGGCCUAAUGCAGUCCAGAGUCAGCGACUGGCAUAUGCUUUGAAAGACAUGAUCAAAGAGAUAAUAGGCAUGGGAAGUUUGAUUGCUUUGGUUGCCACAAGCCAGACUCAUCAUUCUCUUCAUCCUUUACUUGUUUCUGCACAAGGAGUCCACAUAUUUCAGAACUUCCAGUAUAUAAAUGCUCCAGACCAGGAACAAAGACAGGAAAUUCUGCAUUGUGUAAUAAAAAAUAAACUUAACCGUAAUGUAGAUAAAUUCACUGAUCUCGACCUGCGUUGUAUUGCAAAAGAAACUGAAGGUUUUGUAGCUAGAGAUUUCACAAUGCUUGUGGAUCGAGCUGUCCAUGCCUGUAUCUCCAGCCAGAAUGUGUGCACAGAAGAGGGAUUACAUUUAAAAACACUAGACUUUCAAAAAGCUCUCAAAGGCUUUACUCCAACAUCUCUGCGAAACGUAAACCUGCAUAAGCCUAAAGAUGUAGGCUGGGACAAGAUUGGUGGCUUACAUGAAGUGCGACAGAUUCUUAUGGAUACCAUACAGUUACCAGCAAAGUACCCGGAUUUAUUUUCAAACUUGCCUAUCCGACAAAGGACGGGAAUACUGUUGUAUGGCCCUCCUGGAACAGGAAAAACAUUAAUAGCAGGAGUAAUUGCACGAGAGAGUGGGAUGAACUUUAUCAGUAUCAAGGGCCCGGAACUACUAAGUAAAUAUAUUGGAGCAAGUGAGCAAGCUGUUCGAGAUAUUUUUUUCAGGGCACAGGCUGCCAAACCUUGCAUUCUUUUCUUUGAUGAAUUUGAAUCCAUUGCUCCUCGACGAGGUCAUGAUAAUACCGGUGUCACCGACCGGGUGGUUAACCAGUUAUUAACUCAAUUAGAUGGAGUAGAAGGCUUAGAGGGUGUUUAUGUGUUAGCUGCUACUAGUCGCCCUGAUUUGAUUGACCCUGCCCUGCUGAGGCCCGGCCGGCUAGACAAAUGUGUAUAUUGUCCUCCUCCUGAUGAGGUGUCUCGUCUUGAAAUUUUAAAAGUCCUUAGUGAUUCUCUGCCUCUGACAGAUGAUGUAGAUCUUGAGCAUUUAGCAUCAGUGACUAGUUCGUUUACAGGAGCAGAUCUGAAAGCUCUGCUCUACAAUGCUCAACUUGAAGCCAUCCAUGGGAGGAGGGUAUCAGGCUUGUCACAAGAUAUUGGUUCCAGUUCAGAUAGUGACCUCAGUCUGUCUUCAAUGGUUUUCCUUAAUCACAGCAGUGGCUCUGAUGAUUCAACUGGAGAUGGAGAGUGUGGCUUAGAACAGUCUCUUGUUUCCCUAGAGAUGUCUGAGCUGCUUCCUGAAGAAUCAAAGUUCAAUAUGUAUCGGCUCUACUUUGGAAGCUCUUAUGAAUCAGAGCUUGGAAAUGGAACUUCUUCUGAACUGAGCUCUCAAUGCCUCUCUGGGCCCAGCUCCACAUCUCAUGAUCAUGCUGGAGUUAUUGGGAGAGAUUCAAUGUUUUCACACCCCCCAAUGUUCAGGAUGUCAUCCCAAGAAGGUGAUCAAGGACUUACACCAGAGCAAAGAGACCAAAUGAAGGCUGAAAUCAGUGCCAUCAAGGAGAGAUACAGAGGCCAAAAUGGAGAAGAUGUUAUCCUUGCUCAGCCAGGACCAGUUAAGGCUACAUUAGCCAUUAGCCAGGCUCAUUUAAUUACUGCCCUCAGUAACACAAGACCAUCCAUUAGUCCAGAUGACUGGAAGAAUUUUGCAGAUCUCUAUGACAACUUUCAAAACCCAAAGAAGAGGAAAAGUCAAAGUGGAACAGCUUUCCGACCUGGCCAAAAAGUAACUUUAGCAUAAAAGUAUACUUUUCAUAUUUCAUUUUCUUUUUUAAUCUACAAGUUCCCACUGCACUGAAGUUUUUUAAAUGGUGUCUGUAAAUUUCUCUUUGAUUUAACAAAUUGAGUUAAGAUAAUGGCAUAUUUGUUAAUAUUGAGGUUAUUAGUGGCCAGGCUUACCUGUCAUUUAAUAUUGGAGAAUAAUUUAUUUCUAAAAUUGCAUUCUGUAUUUUAUUUGCUGUAAACAAACAUUAAACACUUACUGAAAUACUAUUGGAUGAAUGAUGUAUCUAACUACUUGUUCCUUUGUCUGAAAAUACAUUAGAAUUUACAGCUAUGUGUAUUUUUUGGAAAUCAUUGCUAGCAGCACCUUUAGUUGUCUCAUGAGAAUUUAUUGUUUUGCUCCCUACCAAUUCCAUGAUUUAAAGGAGUAUUUUGGAAAUAAAUGCCAUCACCAUACAUAGUCACUAACAAUAUGUUCUUUUCAUGAUAACCAGAGUGGCAUUUCCACACAAUUUAUAUCAAUUGGAACCAUGUAAUGGUAGAAUUUAAAUAUUUGCAAAGAUAUUUAAUUAUCUCUAUUCAAUCUUUAAAAGGCAUUUUUUUCUACAUCUGUUAAAAUCUUGGAUCUAGCAUGGCCACAUACUGAUUGAGGAAGAAGGAAACAACAACACAAUAUUUAGGAGCAGGAAAAUCCCCCUAGUAUUUUUCAAAAAGGAGGAAAGUUUAGAUGAUGCCUCCCAGUGCCUCCUCCUUAGUUUUACUGCCAGAAGGGAUAAGCUCUGAGGCCCUCUGGGCUUCUCCCCUUGUCCCAUUUCUACCUCGUUUGUCAGGGAGUCCAGGGCCCCAUCCUCGCUGGGACCAGCCCUCACUGGCAAAGGCCGAGCUAGAGAAACCUUGCAUCUAGUGUGGGCAGUGGGGAGAGGCUCCCUCCUGAGGGCCACAAGACUCCUGGCUUCCUCCUUUGAGUCCAGGGAGAUUCCUGUGCCCAUGGCAACACACAUCCCAGAGCCCUGAAGGCCAAUGCUCAGGGAUCAGCCAUCCCAGGCCCUUUACUGACCCUUGUUCAGCCAAAUUGGAGAACCCAUCUGUCUGUCUGUCUCUCACAGAAGGCUAGGAGGGUGGGGCUGUCUGGCUUUGUUUUCUGCCCAACUUUGAAUUCCCGUUCAAGAAUGUUUAUCAUGACUUGUGCUGUCUGUAAAGAACUGAACAAAUCUAUGAAGUUGAAAAGUAUUAAAAAAGAGUCUGAAAUCA